AUGGGAUCCACGGUUCAUACAAGUAACGUGACCGAGUUAAUUCUCACUGGCCUCUUCCAGGACCCAGAGGUGCAGAGCGUGUGCUUUGUGGUGUUCCUUCCUGUGUACCUGGCCACAGUGGUGGGCAAUGGCCUCAUCGUGUUGACAAUCAGUGUGAGCAAGAGUCUCCAUUCCCCCAUGUACUUCUUCCUUAGCUACCUGUCCCUGGUGGAGAUCAGUUACUCCUCUACUAUUGUCCCUAAGUUCAUCACUGAUUUGCUCACCAAGAUUAAAACCAUCUCCCUGCAGGGCUGUAUAACUCAGAUCUUCUUCUUUCACUUCUUUGGGGUGACAGAGAUUUUGUUGCUCACAGUAAUGGCUUAUGAUCGCUAUGUGGCCAUCUGCAAACCCUUACACUACACUACCAUCAUGAGCCGGUCUGUAUGUCACUGUCUGGUGGCAGGUUCCUGGCUGGGCGGCCUAAUUCAUUCAAUGGUUCAGAUUCUAGUCACUGUCCAAUUGCCCUUCUGUGGCCCCAAUGUAAUUGACCACUAUUUCUGUGACCUCCAUCCCAUCUUCAAGGUUGCUUGCGCUGAUACUUUUAUGGAGGGUGUCAUCGUGUUGGCUAACAGUGGUUUAAUCUCUGUCAUAUCCUUUCUCACUUUGGUAUCUUCUUACGUUGUGAUCUUGGUCCACUUGAGGAAUCAUUCCGCAGAGGGGAGGCGCAAAGCUCUCUCCACCUGUGCCUCCCACAUCACGGUGGUCAUCUUGUUCUUUGGACCUGCCAUCUUCCUCUACUUGAGGCCCUCUUCCACCUUCACUGAGAAUAAACUGGUGGCGGUGUUCUACACGGUCAUCACCCCCAUGCUGAACCCCAUCAUCUACACCCUGAGAAAUGCAGAGGUGAAGAAUGCUAUGAGAAGGUUGUGUGGCAGGAAAGUGAACUCAGGAGUGGAGAGACAAUGA
Messenger RNA from Echinops telfairi (small Madagascar hedgehog), 945 nucleotides. RefSeq names its product olfactory receptor 4B1-like. Gene Ontology annotation, cellular component: membrane. The transcript has a single exon. Gene Ontology annotation, biological process: G protein-coupled receptor signaling pathway. The coding region runs from base 1 to 945 and encodes 314 amino acids. Gene Ontology annotation, molecular function: olfactory receptor activity; G protein-coupled receptor activity. NCBI's taxonomy places the organism in Eukaryota, Metazoa, Chordata, Mammalia, Afrosoricida, Tenrecidae. The record is from RefSeq and is a predicted model, not a curated record.